Molecule: messenger RNA, 2229 nt
Organism: Pogonomyrmex barbatus (red harvester ant)
Lineage: Eukaryota; Metazoa; Arthropoda; Insecta; Hymenoptera; Formicidae
Source: RefSeq, a predicted model, not a curated record
GGAUAAUCCCGGAGACUUUGCAAGGAUUAUUGAUACACUAAUUAUUAUAAAAGGAAGUUCAUGGCAUACACCACGUUACUUAGUACAAUGCUCCGACAGAAAGCACUUUUAUUUUCCACCUGCCUGCUGGCAUUCGCUGCCAGUUCAAUUCUGGCAUUUCCACCCGGAGCACCAUGGACAAACUUCGUAUCCAAACCUGUUUAUUCGCGAGCUCUUGGACCUCCAGGAGGAAUGGAUACAAUAUCCGUACCCUACAUGCCAAAAUCUCCGUUCGUACCAAAAUUCGUUGACCCAAAGAUGUUUAUUUCUAAAAAGACGGAUAUGCUGAGUAAUUUAUUCGGCGGCUUAGGACCAGUUGCAUAUAACAUAGCAGAUACUAAACCAAUUAUGCCAUAUGGAUCAUCUUUAGAUAGCGCCAAUAGUGCAAGUUCAAUAUUUAAUAAACGAGACAUGGUUCAAGAUGGUAAAGAAAAAAUGAUUGACAGCGAUAUGUAUAAACGCGGGAUGUUUGGUCCGUUCGCUUCAAAGUUCGGUCCGAUGAGUUCGAUGGGUCCAAUGGGUCCGAAAUUUGGAUUUUCAUCGUUUUCAUCAUCAGAAAUGAUGCCUGAUUUUAUGGAUAAAACAUCGUUUUCCCGUAAAAGAAGAAGCAUAGGAGCGCCUUCUUCCACAGACAUUAAUACUAUUCCAGGCUCAUCAUCUUAUCCAAAAAUAAUAGAAAGUAUGUCGGCAACAAAAUCAGUCGCUGAUGAUGCGCCAAAAGAAUAUUUACCAGGAAUGUUUGGACCUUUCGGACCAGGUGGACCUUUUGGAAUAGGCGGACCUUUUGAAAUAGGUGGAUCUUUUGGACCAAGUAGUUCUUCCGGGCCAAGCUCUUUCGGACCAGUAGUGGAUCCAAGUGCGAUUAUCGCAAAAAAAUCGGCGUUCCUGGAUACACUCUUCAAAAAUCUCGCUACUAGCACUCCAGCAACAACGACCGAAGUACCUACGCCAAAGAGCACUAUUGUACCACCUAGUUUUUGGAUACCAUCCUCCAUAAUUCCUGGCCCGACCGAAUAUACCGACAAAGUGUCGGAUUUCCUGGAUAAACUAUUUGACAGUAUAAAAUUAAAUGCAACUGCGUCAGAAGCAAGCGAUGGCUCGGAUGCAAAAAGUGAUUUUAUGAGAUCCUUAAAACUCGAUGAUAUUUCAUCAGAUAAAAUUGCAAGAUCUUUGGAUGAUGCGUCUAUCGCAGCUGCAAAGGAUACAAUUGUUGACAUAAUAUUGUCAGAAUUGGGUGAGCUAAAAAGUGAUAUGAUGGCGACUUUAAAUGAUUUAAUCGCAUACGAGAAAGCUGCAGCAGCAGCCGCCACUACUACGACUAAAAAGCCUUUUAAGCCGUUUGCUGGUAUAUUCCCUUUUGCGAAACCAACAGUAGAUCCAACUCUUCCAUUUCAGCAAAGAAUGGCUGUACUCAGCCAAGUAUUCGAUAUGCUGACAGAUUUGCAAAGGAACAUCAGUGUGAUUGCAAAAAACGCAACAACCAGCACUUCGGAUAAUCCGGAAUUGCCCAAGGUUCCAUUAGCUGCUAGUACAAUUGGCGCAUCAUCAAUUAAUGAUACUCUUUUAAAUGCCAUUCUAAAAAAAAUAUCCGCUAUUGAAACUGUAACUCCGGCUUCCUAUUCGGUUUCUUAUCCAGCUUCUUAUCCAAAUAUCAAAACAAAUCCUAUAAUGAGUAGAGCUUUAUCUAAAGGACCAACGUCCUUCUGGGUGUCUUAUCCGGAUCCUAAUUCGGCGUCUGCUGUAAAACGACAAGUAGAUGAUGAUUCAUUACCGUACUUCGAAUACGAAAAUAAUAAUGAUCGACAUGAUCACAGACAAUACACGAGAGGUGUACAAAUGCAAAUGCAUCAGGGAUACCAGAGUCUACCUGCAGGUUCGGUAGAAUCUGUACAAGCGGGAGGAGGUUCUACGCCUGGACAUCAAGGAGGAGGAAUUAAAUUGCUGGACUCUAACACUUAUGAAAACAAAUGGGCUGACUGGAUGCAGUAUCACAAAAAUGAAUAUCAAGAUCGUAGGCACCAUCAUAACCAUCAUUAGGCCAUUCAGCCAGGAGUAUUUCUUUCAUUAUAUAUUUACAUGAUUUCGAUAAAAAAUCUUUGGAAAAUGUUGUUAUUCAAAAUGUAUAAAUAAACGUGUACGAUAUUAAUUAUUUCCAAUAAAAUAUAUUUGGCAGAAAAAGUAAAAAGAAAA